AAUCAGAUAAAUAUUAAUCAUCAGAUCUGUGAAUCAUGAAAUCUGAUUUUCAACAAAAGAGAAUAUUUUAAUAAGGGAUGAUCGUAGGACAGCUAAAUCUUCGUAGAUAAUUUUCAAAGACAACGACAAUAUCUAGAAAUAUUAACAAAGAGGAGUAGCUGUACUUAACAACAGAUAUUAAAUCAUCAUCCUUCUUUUGAUGAAAAGAACUUAACAUUCUUGAGGAAUGAGACAUCAAUGUUGUAGUUAAUUACAGGAGAUUAACUAGAAAAUUCAAAAUGUAUCCAAAAACAUGUAAUUAAUCGCGCGCAUCUUUUUGGAAAAUGAAAUCACUCUUCGAUGCCAAUGUGUUGGAUAUUUUGGACAUGAAAAUUGCUUAUAAAAAUAUAAAAGAAAAAAAAAGAUAGCAACGAAAACUACAAAGGAAGAGGAGAUUAAAUAAGCGUAUGGUAAAAGUGGCUGAAUAAAGGUGCUGAAAGUCAGCUGACAAUCGAUCGAUCCUUGUAAUAUCUGGUGCAGAAAAUAAUUCAAAGCGGCCGUGAAAGAUUUUUGAAUCGACGAUAAUUACUCGGAGCUAUAUGAAGAAACACGAAGAGAAAUAAAAUGUGAGUUAUAUUUUGACCGUUAAUGGUAUUAGCGACAAAAAGGAGAAGAAAGAUGUGUCUUGAAGAAACAUGACCUCGAGAAACACAAAAGAUUAGGACUAUGAAAUAAACCUUGACUAUGGAUAUCGAAUAGCAUUAAUGGUCCUUUUGAAAAGUUGAAAGACAUUCGACUUGUCUUAGGGUAUCUUUAUUGAAAAAAUAUUGUAUAUAAGGGAGGUACUUCUCAGCUAAGAUAGCCAGUUUUCGAUAGAAUCUAGAAGGAGAAUUAUCACAUUAUGGAGAUCAAAAUUAUCCUCUUAUACAUGAUCAUCCUACGAGGCCUAUUGGCUCAAGAAACAAAUCAUCAUUUUUCUUUGGAUCGAUUGAAAAAUGAUUUAUCCAAGGCGAAAUCUUUAAUGGAUUAUGAACAUUUUCCGGAAAAUCAAAAUCAAAAUUCAUUGUUUUACAAACAAAUGUAUCUAUCCGACGGAUUGAGCGAAGUGAAACGUAGAAAUAUAUUAUACUCUCAAAGCUAUUGUCCUUGUGAGAGUCAAUACGAGAUAAAGGAUCUAGGUGAGGGACACUAUCCUAGACAUAUAACAGUAUCCAGCUGCAAACCGAAAACAUGUCAGGAUAAAUUUAAUUCAUGUAAAUUGUUAAAAUAUAUGAUACACAUUCUUAGCGAACGAGAUACGACCACUUUGAUGGAAGAUGACAGUUACAUGGAUGAUAAUGCACCACUUCCUGAAUCGCUUCGUCACAAAUGGCAAUUGAAACCAAUGUACGUUGCGGUUGCUUGCGUGUCCGAAACAUAAAGAAAUAAAAGAAUAAGAAAAAGAAGAAAUUAAAAGAAAAAACAAGUUCAACGAUCGAUAAGUAGAAAAGUGGACAAAUAAAAUACUAUAGUCAAGAAAAAGAAAAGUAAUAGAUGUAAUAACAGUAAUAUAUUAUCAUGAUGUAUC
This is a messenger RNA of Polistes canadensis, 1546 nucleotides long. RefSeq names its product prothoracicotropic hormone-like. Gene Ontology annotation, molecular function: prothoracicotrophic hormone activity. The transcript has 7 exons. Lineage: Eukaryota; Metazoa; Arthropoda; Insecta; Hymenoptera; Vespidae. The coding region runs from base 881 to 1399 and encodes 172 amino acids. The record is from RefSeq and is a predicted model, not a curated record.